Sorghum bicolor (sorghum) is the source of this 2676-nucleotide messenger RNA. RefSeq names its product putative receptor protein kinase ZmPK1. The coding region runs from base 117 to 2516 and encodes 799 amino acids. Gene Ontology annotation, biological process: protein phosphorylation; recognition of pollen. Gene Ontology annotation, molecular function: ATP binding; protein serine/threonine kinase activity. Lineage: Eukaryota; Viridiplantae; Streptophyta; Magnoliopsida; Poales; Poaceae. The transcript has a single exon. The record is from RefSeq and is a predicted model, not a curated record.
AACCAUGGGAGCACCAAGAACCAGCAUGCAUCUAAGCUACUCCUCUCCUCCCUCUAUCUGAUCAGUAGCAGCACUGGUCCUCUUUACCCUGGUAUCGUUUGUGCAUACCGUGUAUCAUGGUGAAUCCGUUUUUGAUACUACACCUUACAUUCCUUUUGAUAUGUUCCCUUUUAGAUGAAAGAGUAGCAGAGAUUGCUCAUGCCACUUACCUUCAUAAGGGAUCUUCCCUCUCCGUGAAGCAACCCUCAGAUGUCAUAAGAUCACCGGAUGGCUCCUUCUCAUUUGGCUUAUACAAUCUCUCAUCCACUGCCUUCACCUUGUCAAUCUGGUUCACCAAUGCAGCUGACAGGACCAUCGCCUGGACUGCGAACCGAGACCGCCCAGUGCAUGGGAGUGGAUCAAAGGUUACACUGAAGGAUGGCAGCAUGGUUCUCAAAGACUAUGAUGGUACGGUUGUGUGGGAAGUCAGAAUAAGAUCUGCCAAGGUUGAUCGUGUGGAGCUCAUGGACACCGGGAACCUUGUGAUGGUGGAUCAAGGAGGCAACAUCCUGUGGCAAAGCUUCAACCAUCCGACCAACACUCUGCUACCAGGUCAGCCACUAACGGCCACGACAAAGCUGGUAUCAACCAAUCCCUUACACCAGUCAAGUUAUUACACAUUGGGCUUUGAUGAACGGUACAUUUUGUCACUUUCUUAUGAUGGGCUAGACAUUUCCAACCUCUACUGGCCUAACCCAGACCAAAAUAGCUGGUCGAACAAAAGGAUCUUGUAUAACAGCAGCAGGAGAGGUGUUCUUGAUAAGCUUGGGCAAUUUGAAGCUAGUGACAACACGAGCUUUGUUGCUUCUGAUUGGGGUUUGGAGAUUAAGAGGAGGCUGACACUAGACCAUGAUGGAAAUCUUAGGCUUUACAGCCUGAAUGAGCCAGAUGGAAGCUGGUACAUCUCUUGGAUGGCUUUCUCCCAGCUCUGUGACAUUCAUGGCCUAUGUGGUUGGAAUGGAAUAUGUGUUUACACACGAGCAGCGGCCUGCACUUGUCCUCGUGGUUAUGUAGUCGUUGAUCCAAAUGAUUGGAGCAAAGGCUGCAAGCCACAGUUCAAAAUCACCUGUGGAAAAGGUGUUCAGCAGAUGGGCUUCGUGAGCAUUCCUUGGACAGACUUCUGGGGCUCUGAUACGGACUUUGUCAUGUCUGCAUCCCUGGACACUUGCAGGGAAUUGUGCUUGGAGAGUUGCUCCUGUGUAGCAUUCGUGUACAAAUUUCAUCCACAUCCACAUGGGUGCUACUUAAAAUCUGGUCUCUUCAACGGCAAGACAACUCCAGGGUACCCUGGUGUUGCAUACAUCAAGGUUCCUGAGAGCUUUCAGUCUCACUCACAGGCAAAUGCCUCUGACUUUGCUCAUGGUCAUGUUUGCAAUGCAUCAAGAACACAUACAUUCCAUUAUGCUGCCAGCAGAGGUGAUGAAAAGGGUACGACAUGGUACUACUUCUAUUCGUUCCUAGCUGCAUUCUUUCUUGUUGAGCUCUGUUUCAUUGCUGUUGGUUGGUGGUUCAUGACAAGAAAACAGUCAGCACGCUUGGCAAUAUGGGCAGCGGAGGAUGAGGAAGGUUUCCGGGUGGUAGCAGAUCAUUUCCGUAGUUUCACCUACAAGGAAUUGCAGAAGGCUACUAACAAUUUCAUGGAUGAGCUUGGCCGUGGCCGACAUGGGACUGUGUACAAGGGCAUUCUGCAGGACAAUCGUGUAGUUGCUGUCAAGAGGCUCAUAGACAUGACGGGAGGCGAAGCAGAGUUUGAGACAGAGGUGAGCGUGAUUGGGAGGAUCUACCACAUGAAUCUGGUGAGAGUAAUGGGUGUAUGUUCAGAGGGUACCCACCGGCUGCUGGUCUAUGAAUUUGUGGAGAAUGGUUCACUGGCCAUGUUCUUGUUCGGUAGCAAGGGAUUACUACUGCAAUGGCCUCAGAGGUACAAGAUUGCAGUCGGAGUGGCUAAGGGAUUAGCCUACCUUCACCAUGAGUGUAUGGACUGGAUCAUCCACUGCGACGUGAAGCCUGAGAACAUACUUGUGGACGAGGAGUUUGAGCCCAAGAUCAGUGACUUUGGGUUCGCAAAGCUGCUGCAAAGAGAUGCAUCUGAUUCUGACAUGUCCAAGGUUCGAGGAACUAGAGGCUACAUGGCUCCAGAAUGGGUGUCAAGCGCUCCUGUGACUGCGAAGGUGGAUGUCUACAGCUUCGGAGUUGUGCUUCUGGAGCUGGUGAUGGGCCUUCGGGUGUUUGAAUUACCGACAAAUGGCUCUGGGGAUGCAGAGUCUGCAUUGAAGCAACUGCUAUCGACGAUUGGAGAAAACAUGAAAACUAGCGAUGGAAAUUGGAUCGAUGACCUUGUGGAUCCUAGAUUGAAUGGCGAUUUCGUGCGUUCAGAGGUGUUACUGAUGCUUGAGGUGGCUGCUCUGUGUUUGGAACAUGACAAAAACCAAAGACCGAGCAUGAGUAAUGUACUGCAGAAGUUCCUCUGCAGAUAAUGAAUCUGGCAAUGCUCUAAGUACACUAUCCUCUUAGUAUUUAACUAUUCUCUUCCACUUAAGUAAGUUGUGUAGUUUUGCAUUCCACUUUUUUUUCUUACAUGGGUGUAAAGUCGAUUGGUUUGGUGGAUGACUAAUUUGGUGUAACACCCCUUCAAAC